AUGGAGGGGCAGGGAUCAGGGUGCCGAGCUGCAGCUCCUCUUCUGGCCGUAUCCUUGCUCUCCUCUGUCCUCCAAGGCACGGGGGUGAGGGCUCUGCAGGGCUUCCCAGCGAUGCUGCUGCCAGAGGAUGGGAUCGGGGAGAACUUCAGCUGGGCAGCUGGGGAUGCCCAGGGCAAUGGCUCUGCAGAGCAUCUCUUCUUCUCUCCAGAUUACCAGCAUGUCCAAGUCCCCUUUGAAAUCACCCUCUGGAUCAUGCUUGCAUCCUUGGCCAAAAUAGGCUUUCAUCUGUAUAACAAACUGCCUUCUGUCGUCCCCGAAAGCUGUCUAUUGAUAUUUGUAGGACUCAUCAUGGGGGGAAUAAUCUAUGGCUUCAACGACAAGUCACCACCUGUCAUGGACAGUGACAUCUUCUUCCUCUACCUGCUGCCACCCAUUGUCCUCGAUGCUGGCUACUUCAUGCCCAGCCGCCCCUUUUUUGAGAACAUGGGCACCAUCCUGCUCUACGCCGUGGUGGGGACCGUAUGGAACGUCUUUGGGAUCGGCGUUUCCCUUUAUGGGAUCUGCCAGGUGAAAGCCUUUCUCCUGCAGGACAUCUCCUUGCUCCACAACCUCCUGUUCAGCAGCCUGAUCGCCGCCGUGGAUCCCGUGGCAGUCUUGUCUGUCUUUGAGGAGAUCCACGUCAAUGAGAAGCUCCACAUCUUGGUUUUUGGGGAGUCCCUCCUGAAUGACGCCGUGACGGUGGUGCUCUACAAGCUGUUUCGGUCUUUCUGUGAGAUGCCAACCAUCAAAGGCGUGGAUGUCUUUGCCGGAGUUGGGAAAUUCUUUGUGGUUGGGCUGGGAGGUGUUUUGGUGGGUCUGACUUUCGGGAUGACCGCUGCCUUCACCACGCGCUUCACCAAGGACAUCCGUGUCAUCGAACCCCUCUUUGUCUUCCUCUACAGUUACCUCUCCUACCUCACUGCUGAAAUAUUUCACCUCUCGGGGAUCAUGGCCAUCGUUGCCUGUGCCAUGGGCAUGAAACGCUACGUGGAGGCCAACAUCUCUCUCAAGUCUCACACCACAGUCAAAUACUUCAUGAAGAUGUGGAGCAGUGUUAGUGAAACCCUCAUCUUCAUCUUUCUUGGAGUUUCCACCAUUGGGGAAAAUCAUGAGUGGAACUGGCCAUACAUUUGCUUCACUGUCAUCUUCUGCCUCGUUUGGAGAGCACUGGGGGUUCUUGUGCUGACUUUCUUUGUGAACAGAUUCCACGUGAACACCAUCACUGGCAAGGAUCAGUUCAUCAUUGCCUACGGGGGGCUCCGAGGGGCCAUUUGCUUCUCUUUGGUUUUCCUGCUUCCCGAAUUUCGCCGGAAGAAACUUUUCAUUGCAGCGACCACUGUGGUCAUCCUCUUCACUGUCUUUGUGCAGGGAAUGACCAUCCGUCCUCUUGUUGACUUGUUGGCUGUCAAGAGGAAAAGGGAGAGUGCUCCCACCGUGGGAGAGCAGAUCCACAUUCGGUUCUUGGAUCAUUUGCUGGCUGGCAUUGAAGAUAUAUCUGGGCACUGGGGACAGUAUUACUGGAAAGACAAAUUAGAGUAUUUCAACAGCAAAUACCUGCAGAAGCUCCUCCUUCGGGAACACAACCAGCCCAAGUCCAGCAUUGUGCUGCUCUAUGAGAAGCUGGAGCGCAAACACGCCAUGGAGCUGGCAGAAACGGGGCAGCUGGGGCACGUCCCAGCCCACCCAUCAUUCCUCGGCAAUGACAGGACUGUCCUCACAGACAAAAACCUGGAGGAUACUCUGAAUCUGGAUGCCCUGGAACACUUACAGGAAAUCUUGGCCAGGAACCUGUACCGGAUAAGGAGAAUGGGACCAGCAUACAACAGGCACACCCUUCCCGGGGACUCUGAACACGUGGAGCAUGCCCAGGAGAUCCUGAUCCUCCGGCACAAGAACCUCUGGAUGGAAAUGAGUGGAAGUGACACUGCCAGCUCUGGGAAGGAGAAAGAGGACUCCUACUCAGUGCAGGGUGACUCCAACGUGCAGCUCAAGCCAUCCCAUUCCUUCUCUGCACGGGAUGCUGAGAAGGUCCAGGAGGGGAAACAGAACCGCUCCAAAUCCGUGUGUGCCAUUCCCCCAGGGCAGCCCAGCAGCACGGGCUGCGGGGAGAAGGAGGAUGAGGCAACAGGGAAAGAGCUGACUUUGGAGGGGUAA
This is a messenger RNA of Calypte anna (Anna's hummingbird), 2193 nucleotides long. Its product is annotated as sodium/hydrogen exchanger 2. Gene Ontology annotation, cellular component: membrane. NCBI's taxonomy places the organism in Eukaryota, Metazoa, Chordata, Aves, Apodiformes, Trochilidae. The record is from RefSeq and is a predicted model, not a curated record. Bases 1 to 2193 code for a protein of 730 amino acids. Gene Ontology annotation, molecular function: sodium:proton antiporter activity. The transcript has 12 exons. Gene Ontology annotation, biological process: proton transmembrane transport; sodium ion transport; regulation of pH.